This is a messenger RNA of Scomber scombrus (Atlantic mackerel), 2922 nucleotides long. RefSeq names its product transient receptor potential cation channel, subfamily C, member 4a (gene trpc4a). Gene Ontology annotation, cellular component: membrane; cation channel complex. NCBI's taxonomy places the organism in Eukaryota, Metazoa, Chordata, Actinopteri, Scombriformes, Scombridae. The record is from RefSeq and is a predicted model, not a curated record. Gene Ontology annotation, molecular function: store-operated calcium channel activity; protein binding; inositol 1,4,5 trisphosphate binding. The transcript is spliced from 14 exons. Gene Ontology annotation, biological process: calcium ion transmembrane transport; regulation of cytosolic calcium ion concentration; manganese ion transport. The coding region runs from base 1 to 2922 and encodes 973 amino acids.
AUGUCACAGCUGUACUACCGACGGACUGACAGCUCCUCGUACCGGGACCGCAUCCCGCUGAGAAUUGUACGGGCCGAGUCGGAGCUGUCACCGCUGGAGAAGGCCUACCUUGGAGCUGUGGAGAAGGGGGACUAUGCUAGUGUCAAACAGGCUCUUGAGGAGGCAGAGAUCUACUUCAAGAUCAACAUCAACUGCAUCGACCCUCUUGGCCGCACAGCUCUGCUGAUUGCCAUUGAGAACGAGAACCUAGAAAUCAUUGAGCUCGUGCUGAGCUUCAACGUCUACGUCGGCGAUGCUCUCCUACAUGCUAUCCGUAAGGAAGUGGUGGGGGCUGUGGAGCUGCUGCUAAAUCACAAGAAGUCUAGUGGCGGCAUGCAGGUUCCUCCAAUCUUAUUGGACAAGCAGUUCUCUGACUUCACCCCUGACAUUACUCCCAUCAUCCUCGCUGCACACACCAACAACUAUGAAAUUAUCAAGCUGCUGGUGCAGAAAGGAGUGUCUAUGCCGCAGCCACAUGAGGUGCGCUGUAACUGUGUGGAGUGUGUGUCUAGCUCAGACGUGGACAGCCUGCGGCACUCGCGCUCACGCCUCAACAUCUACAAAGCUCUGUCGAGUCCAUCACUAAUUGCACUCUCCAGCGAGGACCCCUUCCUCACUGCGUUCAGGCUCAGCUGGGAGCUGCAGGAGCUCAGCAAGGUAGAGAAUGAGUUCAAAUCAGAGUAUGAGGAGCUGUCUCAGCAGUGCAAACAGUUUGCCAAGGACCUCUUGGACCAGACAAGGAGUUCCAGAGAGCUGGAGAUGAUCCUCAACUACAGAGAUGACAUCAACUUAUUGGUCGAAGAGGGCAACAGUGACCUGGCAAGACUCAAACUAGCUAUAAAGUACCACCAAAAAGAGUUUGUAGCGCAGCCAAACUGCCAACAGCUCUUGGCAUCACGCUGGUAUGAUGAGUUCCCCGGCUGGAGACGGCGCCACUGGGCAGGGAAGUUCUUCACCUGUGUUUUCAUCGGCCUCCUCUACCCCUUGUUUGCUCUCUGCUACCUCAUUGCUCCCAAGAGUCGUUACGGCCUCUUCAUCCGCAAGCCUUUCAUCAAGUUCAUAUGCCACACCGCGUCCUACCUGACCUUUCUGUUCCUGCUGCUCCUCGCCUCGCAACACAUUGUCACCACAGAGCAGGACAGGCAGGACAGGCAGGGCCCCGCACCAACCACUGUGGAGUGGAUGAUCCUGCCCUGGGUGCUGGGAUUCAUCUGGGCAGAGAUCAAGCAAAUGUGGGAUGGUGGUUUCCAAGACUAUGUCCAUGACUGGUGGAACCUGAUGGACUUUGUCAUGAACUCUCUAUACCUGGCCACCAUCUCCCUCAAGAUUGUAGCCUACACUAAGUACAGUGGCCUUAAACCCAGGAACCAGUGGGAGAUGUGGCACCCAACGCUAGUAGCUGAGGCAGUGUUUGCCAUAGCCAACAUUUUCAGCUCCCUGCGUCUCAUCUCACUGUUCACAGCCAACUCUCAUCUGGGGCCUCUGCAGAUCUCUCUGGGGAGAAUGCUUCUAGACAUUUUGAAGUUCCUCUUCAUCUACUGUCUGGUCCUACUGGCCUUUGCUAAUGGACUCAACCAGCUGUACUUUUACUAUGAGACCAAGGCUUCAGAUGAAAGGGGCAAAUGCAAGGGUAUCCGAUGUGUGGAACAAAAUAACGCUUUCUCCACGUUAUUUGAGACCCUGCAGUCUCUCUUCUGGUCUAUUUUUGGUCUGAUCAGCCUGUAUGUGACCAACGUGGACGCGGACCAUCAGUUCACUGAGUUCGUCGGUGCCACCAUGUUCGGCACCUACAACAUCAUCUCACUGGUGGUGCUCCUCAACAUGCUCAUAGCCAUGAUGAACAACUCCUACCAGCACAUUGCUGAUCAUGCAGACAUUGAGUGGAAGUUUGCCAGGACGAAGUUGUGGAUGAGUUACUUUGAAGAAGGGGCCACUCUGCCACCCCCAUUCAACAUCAUCCCCAGCCCCAAAUCAUUCUUGUACCUCAUGUGCUGGAUUAAGAAGCGAGUGUGCAAGAGGACGAACUCUAAGCGCCCUAAAACCUUUGGAACACUCGGGAGACGAGCAGCGGAGAACCUGAGGAUAAACCAUCAGUAUCAGGAGGUACUGAGAAACUUGGUGAAACGUUAUGUUGCUGCCAUGAUCAGAGAUGCCAAGACAGAGGAAGGCCUGACUGAAGAGAACUUUAAGGAGCUGAAACAAGAUAUCUCCAGUUUUCGUUAUGAGGUGAUGGGCAUGGUGAAGACAGGAAAACCUGCUCUACAGGGGGAAAGAAAGGCCAGUGCCAGCUCAGUGGAGUCCAGUCUUGCUUACCCCAAUGCCUCACUCAAGGUGUCUCCCUGUCCGCAGAGUAGCCAGGCAAAAAGCAAACUCAACCGAUUCAAGAUCACCACAUCCAUCCUCAAGCAGUGCAGUUCUACAGCCUCACCGAGGCCACCAGAAGCCUUCAACGGUCUACCUAACGGACUCUUGGCCCUGGUCUGCGAUGAGAGCUCCAGUGAAAAGUCAAGCCAGAGAAGAAAUUUCCCCAAAGAUAUCACUGACUUUGGCUUGUUCCAGAAACGCCACUGGGGUAGCAACGAAGCCACGUCAGGCGCUGGAGAGAAUUCUAGAAAGAUGUACUGUUUGUCGGAGGAAGAAGGGGAAUCUGUGGGCUCAGACAGAGAGGAGCAGGACAAAGAGCACACAGCAAUGAGUAAGGAUGAGAAAGGACUCCUGGAGAUGGAAAAGAAGGAAGAGGCUACAGCGAUUGAGGCCCCAAAUGAAAAAAGAGAGCAGGAUGGUGGAGAAAAAGAAACCAAGGAUACAGACAAAGUGAGCACAUCCCGCAGUGACUCAGUAGUUGAUGGAUGUUUUUCUGGGUCAUCCAGUGAAGAUGCAUAA